AUGGAGAACGGGUCGUCGGAAAAUUGCUGCGUGAAGGUGGCGGUCCACAUCAGGCCACUCAUCGCGGACGAGCGCCUGCACAGUUGCAAAGACUGCGUCAUCGUGGUGCCCGGCAAGCCACAGGUACACUUUAGUCUUUCUUUGCCAAUUAAUCGUCUAUGUUCAACUUUAGAUCUCUCUCUCUCUCUCUCUCUCUCUCUCUCUCUCUCUCUGGGUUUCUCGUGUCUCUAAGUUCUGAUCUGAUCGGAGAAUGUUUUGGAUGGUCUUUGAAAGAUGUAAACUCUGAAUUAGGAAGAAUGACGAAUAUGGAGAAGUGAAGAACAGGGAACUUGGAGACAUUCACGGUCUCUUGUCGAUGAUUUCAUUGCCUGCGAAACUGAUACUGUGAAAAUCGCUCGUAAUUCAGGAAACAGGAUUAGAUGUGAAAAGGGUUUCAAGACGACGCGAGCUGAGCGCAUCAUCUACAGGCUAUUUUAGAAAGCAUAACCAAGACCCUAUCCUGUUGUUGCAGCAAAAAUCAACGUGGUCACCAGUGGAACUCCUAAAAAUCAACUCAUGAGCACCUGAAUCAAUUGUCCUUGAGAAGAAUUUCUAAAUAAUUAGGAUAAAACCUGAACUUCGGUCUUUUAGUAGGAACUGUAACAGGAGAAGCGAGUUAUUUUUUAUCUGCAUUGACAAGUUUAACCUCAUUGGCAGGAGGAUAAAAAACCUGAACUGUCAAAUAAUUUUCAUUCCAGUUAAGUCUACUACCCAUUUCUUAAGGAGAAGAAACCUGGAUAAAUUUCAAAGAAUAUUGGUAAUUGACCAAUAUAUUGGUUCCAAUGAUUUUACAAUAAUGUAGAAUGAAAACUUGUCUCUGUUAUUUUGAUUAUUAGUUUCCAAGUAGUACUAUCGACGAAAAGAAAUUCAUUAAUUUAACACCACCUGCCUCUGCUUUGUCUGUUCUCCUUCAGAAAAGAAAACUAAUUUUACAACCUUCAAAGUUUCCCCAGUUUCAACUCAAUCUCCUCAAAAUCGGUAGGAAAGUGUCCUGUGUAGGGAAUUGUCCUCCUACUUCCACAGUAGCUCUCCAAGAACUUUAAGCGCAGGCUAGCUUAGCUAAAGAUCCUACUUAGAGCUAGGCGAAUUCUUUUCGUUGGUGCUCUUCUUCUCUUCUCCCCUUCUUCUGGCUCUCACCCUCGUACUUCCUUCCCCCAAGUUGGUCUUAGCCAUGCGGCAAGGUCCUGCUAUUGAGGCUAAGUCAACGGUGGUCAUUUUAGAGCAAAGUAGAGGUUCCGAAGGAAUUCAAAAGUGGCUGAAAAGCCAAUUAUGAGUAGGCUUGAGAUGAAGAUGAUGAGUCUGGAGAUUCAUCACGUUCUUUGUCAGAAAGAUGUUCGGUAAUGGCAAUAUUGAUCCUACUGCUUUAAUCUAACUGAAUAUAAACUUAGUAUCCCCCUCCCUCCAAAAGUCGUGACCGUGCUUAUUUUUUUGUUGACCAAGACCAAACUCCAAGGCCCCGAGGGAAUUGGCCUUCCUUUCAAGUAAGGGCGGAUUCCGGAACUUAGUACUGCUUUGAUUCCAUGGUCCUGUCCAAAUCAUUUGGAAACUUUGAUGUUUCCCCGUUGAGUCUAUGGUUGCUAAUCUAAUACACAGAUAUUGGAAUUCAGAAAACACUCAUUUUCUUGGGCCCUAGAAAAGACCAUUUUGUCCAUCAGAAAUUCCUUAGAUGUGUAUCAUUUGCUUAUCUUGUAUCAAUGAAAUCUAUCUACUUCUUCGACUAUGCAGCAAGAAUUAUCUUCCUUGCAUAAUUUUUUUUUGCAUGUUUAUAUACCUACUAUAUUUUCUUGACAUUAUUUACUUAUACUGUUGGGAAUUAUGUUGGAGAUAAUGAAGAAAAAAAAUAUGCGUGCCAAGAAAUGAAACUGCCAUAGAAGCACUGGAAAAUAACGAUCUGGUAGGGUCAUGCCAAAUUUAUGUGCCUUAGAAACUUCAAGAAAAAUAUCAAGGGCUGAAAGUCUGCAGAGGUAGCUACGAAUUACGAAACACCCCAAGUAGAAGUUUCUGUUACUCGAGCACAGAAGUAAUUUAUGAUUUCCCAUAGACUAAGGAUAUUAUUUCAGGUUACUCUUGUUGACUAAAAAUGUUGAGAUAUUUCAUCCACGUUCAUCUUGUUAUUCUUUAUGCCGAGUAGCAAUUGUUACUUCUUUUAGGACACUGAAUAUUUUCAUACUCGAGAAUUAUGACGGAAUUAUCAUUCCAGCAGUUAAUAUAUUUUGAAGUUUCCGGUGAAUAUUAUCAUCACAGCCAUUCCUCAACAUAUGGAAAUUAGGAUCAGAUACGCUAACAGCCAUUCCUCUGAUCAAAUGUUAUACAAAGUACGAAAAAUAAAAAAAACUAAUACGGAAAAUUUAUCAAAUUUCCGCUAUCUCAGGCUUACAUUGGAGAACAAUAAAACCCAUCCAUAAGAGUAUUUUUAAUAUCGAAAUCCCAGUAUUUAUUGAUAUUUCCAUCUCCAGUGCACGUUUAAAUUGAUAGUUAUGACCCCUGUAUCUACGAAUACAUUCUAUAAUAAGUUUUUUAGACGUUUGAUUUCUUCAAAAUUUCAUUUUGCCGUAGUACAUCCUCCGGAAUUUAUUAAGAGGCCUCAUAUUAGUAGUUGCUGCUCAUACAGGUGCAACUAGGUUCCCACUCUUUCACAUUUGAUUAUGUAUAUGGAAGUACUGGUUCGCCAUCAUCUGCUAUGUUUGAAGAAUGUGUGGCUCCUCUCGUUGAUGGACUGUUCCAAGGUUACAAUGCUACUGUUCUUGCAUAUGGUCAGGUAUAGAAUAUUUUUCUACGGUGUAUUUUUUUAUGGAAAAACCUUUUAAGUUUAGAAAAUGAUGCACUUGGAACGGAAAUGAUAAAAUCAAUUUUCUCAUUGAUGUCCUUUGUAACCGGUUGCAGACAGGUUCCGGGAAAACUUACACAAUGGGUACUGGAUUCAGAGAAGGAUAUCAAUCUGGAAUCAUCCCUCAAGUCAUGAAUAUAUUGUUUGACAAAAUUGAAAAUAGGAGGCAUCAAACUGAAUUCCAGAUACGUGUUUCAUUCAUUGAGGUAUGGACAUUUGACCAUUUUUUUCCGCUUUUGUGGUUCUCUCGAUUCGUUUUUUCCUCAAUAAUAUAUAUAAAUGUAUGUGUAUUCCAUUUUUCUGGAUAUUUACCUGUUUUAACUUUUAUCAUGAAUUUCAGUUUAACAUAUUUAUAUGCUUUUGAAUUUUUUAUUAUUAUCAUUUCGAUUAGAUUAUUUUUUUUGAGAAAUUCUCACGGUCAGCAUUCUGCUGUCUACAAAUCAAUAAGUUCCGAUGCCUUACCUUCAAAUGUAUGUUCAACUUAUCCUUUUGUGACCUGUGGAAACCAUUAUCAUUGGGGGGGGGGGGCAAAAAUAGCAUAUAUGAAAAAAAUGUGAUAAGCGCAAAGUAUGUUUAUGGGGUUGAGAAUACUAGCUUUCCUUUAUCAGUGGUCACUACGACAAAAAAAUCUCAGUCUUAUUAACGUUAAUUAUUCAUUAAGACAAUCAGCUAAUUUAGAUUGAGAGUCUUCUACUUUUUCUUACUCUGGACAACGGUACUUUCUCUUAUAAAUUCCUGAUUUUGAAGAUUCUAAAAGAAGAAGUGAGGGAUUUGCUAGAUCAAUCAUCUGUUGGAAAAGCCGAUGCCUUCAAUAUUCCUGCUGGGAAGACUAUCCCUGGUAAACCACCUGUGCAAAUCCGGGAGACAUCUAAUGGAGUUAUUACACUUGCUGGGUCUACUGAAGUUGAUGUUCGAACACAGAAUGAAAUGGCCUCAUGCCUUGAACAAGGAUCAUUGAAUCGCGCAACUGGAAGCACAAAUAUGAAUAAUCAGUCAAGGUUAGUGCUAAUCAUUUUGUGUCUUAUAAAAAAUAUCUGUCAAUAUUCAUCUUUCAUUGCCAUCGCACUAAUAUCGUGUCACUUCAAAGGCAGGAUGAUUAUAUGGUUAAUAAUUAAAAAAAAUGUUGACGUGUAGAAUUUGGUCGGCAUCAAUAAUCUUACUUGCUGCAGCUGCUUUUCAUACUUAAAACACAAUCUUUGAGUAAAUCUCUUCUGUGGCUUUUUCUUUCUUUUCACCAUUUCACCAGAUUUUUUUAAUUUGUGGCAGCGACAGGAGUUGGUAGUUCUAUUUUAUUGCCAAUUUUUCCGCAGCGUAUUUGGUGGUAAACUAUCUUAUGUCAUCAGCUGGUUCUUCCAAUAAAGUUUUAACAAGUGUUUUGUGUGUUUUCUAUGCUUCAAAAUCUCCUCUUGCAAUCUAGUUAAAUCCGUCUUUGAUUUCUUGGUUCAACUGAGUCAUGGUAAAAGUAUGUCUCUAAUUCUGUGGUGCGGUCUCCAUAGUUUGCCUAUUUGAAUAUAUAGUUGCUAGAAAAAUGACAGUCAUAAAUGUGAGUCAGAAUAACUAGUUCUAUCACUCCCAAGAAAGUGCAUCAUAUAAUUUAAUAGUUUCUCAAUGUUCAAUUGAGUAUUACUUUUAUUCAUUUUAUGUUGACUCGCUUGUUUCCUAGUUAUUUUGUUCAAAAUGACAACUUUGUUACUUUACACUAGGCUUGUCCAUCAAAGAAGUAGCUCCUUUUAUUCACGAGGAAUAAAAUUUUAUGUUGUUAAUCCCAUUUUAAAAAAAAAAAUACUAAAAGCAAAUUUUGAAUUUCUGAUUGUAACUCUUUUCGGUUUAUUUUAUGGGAAAACUCGUUUACUUGCCUCUCAAUUGCGCCAUAUUACUGAUCCAGUGCCACCCAUUGGUUGAAGUUUUUGAACUUUAUCAUUAUUUCAAGAGAGUGAGAAAAAUUUUAGGAUCAGUUUAUCAUCUGUUUUAAUACACAUAUCUUUAAAUUACUAUGCUCAGCAUAUUUUGUUUAUUUUUUCCGAUAAAAGAUGUUCUAACAUUAACAGAUGAAUAAUUUUUAUUUUGAAGAUAUUUAAAGGUCUCUGAAAAUACUAAAGCUACAUACCUGACGUUACGCAUUCUUCGUAUUUUUUCCUUAAACUACAAUGUUGAAGAUGUUUGGUGUAGUUGUCCCAAAAUAUGUGCUAGGAUAGCUGUUGUUUAAGUUUUACUGCGACAACAUUUUAAGGUUUCUCAGAUUUCUAAAUGUACAGAGAAUUUCUAAAUCCUUCAUAUUCUUUGAUUCCCUUCUGGUACAGUCGUUCCCAUGCCAUCUUCACAAUCACCUUGGAACAAAUUCGCAAGCUUGCUCCAGUUUUUAAUGCAGAUGGGGAAACAAUUGAUGAAAUGAAUGAAGAUUACUUAUGUGCUAAGCUCCAUCUAGUAGACCUUGCUGGAUCAGAAAGAGCUAAGCGUACAGGUUCAGAUGGCCUUCGUUUCAAGGAAGGUAUGACCGAAAGAUUGCAAAUUAAAAAACAUAGGAAUUCAACUUAAAUUCUCGUCCAUCAUCUUCUGUUAUUUAGGGGUUCACAUUAAUAAAGGCCUUCUUGCCCUUGGGAAUGUCAUAAGUGCUCUGGGGGAUGAGAAGAAAAGGAAAGAAGGCAUUCAUGUUCCGUACCGUGACAGCAAGCUUACUAGGCUAUUGCAGGUUUGAAAUUUAUCUCAUGUACUACGGGUUCUACAUAUUUUGUUCUAGAAUUUAUGAAAAAGUUGAUGUAAUUUUUCUAAAAGAAAGGAUCUAAAUGAGAAAAUCAUUUCUGUCAUAAAUAUUAUAUUUUUUAAAUCAAGAGAAUUAUGAUAUUCUUUCACGGAACAGAAUAAUUCUAUCCAUUCACGAAGCCCUUUAAACGUCUACACGAUCCUCUAAGGAUGGUACACCUUAAUUUACAAUUUUGACAACGACUGGAAAAAAAUUCAAUUGCAUUAUCAUAUUCUUAUAUUUUAAAUAUAAACGCUUUUUAAUCUUUAUUGCAAGCGACGUUUUAUUUCUUAUUUUCCUUGUAUUUUCAAGGGGCAAAAUUAUCAAUAUCAUCAAAAUAAUUUACGCAUCAUUAGGCCUAAUCUACUGCUUAUAAAUAUCUGUCAUUGCAUGCUACUUGUACAUUUUUGAGGAACUAUUAUAAUUAACUAAGUUGAUCCGCACUUACAUUACACAAUUUUUUGAAAUUUGACAAUUACCAUUUGGCCUAAUUAUUCAUUAUAAUUUUUUCUCAAGAAAUUUCGUUGAUUUUCAAUUUCUUAUCGUUACAUUUAUUUUCUGUCUGCGAUAAAUCUAAUGUCAUUCGCUUUAUCUUUGACCGUUUGUGCCAGGAUUCACUUGGUGGAAACAGUAGAACAGUUAUGAUAGGUAACGUAUUCUCUUUCUUUGGGAAGAAUACAAUAGCUUCUGCGAAAUUCUCUGUUCAUUGAGUUUCAGACUUCUUUUUCUGCUUUCUUUAAAUCUGCUCGUGCACGAUUUUUUUGCUAUCCUGUAAAUGUGAACUAUGGGAACAAAUAACAUCUUUGAUAGAUGAAAUACAUUGGUAGAUGUCAUGAGUAGAUCUGGAUCGCAGACUACCAUUUCGGACGUGAUGGAUUAUUUUUGUGGAACUCAAUUAAGCGUUGAUAUUACAUCAAAAUGAUGUAUCUUUGGCUUUUAUUUUCUUUCAGCUUGCAUCAGUCCAGCAGACAUUAAUGAAGAGGAAACUCUUAAUACAUUGAAGUAUGCUAAUCGUGCUCGCAACAUUCAGAAUAAACCUAUGGUGGGUACCUCUGAAUGCUGUGUAGAAAGUAAUAGUCUUUGAAUUGUUUGAUUAUUUUACUUUGUUUAUGAAUUUUUGUUUUACAAAAUCAUCGUAGCGAUCAUCAUCCCCACUAUCAUCACAACUUCUAACAAUCUGGGAUCAACUAGGAUAUGAUGUUUUGAGUAAGUAAUAGCUGCAAUUUGCUUAACACUGUGAGGGCCUUCCUUGAAGAAGAAUUCCCAACUUGUAGCAAUAUUCCAAGUUUUCAAGUUGAGGGAGAGUGCAUUAAAAUUUGGGAAACAUGAAGAGAAUAAGUUAUAACUAAUGUUGAAGAAUGACUGUAAAACUGUAAACUGAGGUAAAUGAAGUAUUUAUAAUAUUAAACAUGGAUAAAAACCAAAAAAACAACAUUACUGAUCGAAAUAAGUUUUAUGAAUUCUAAAAAUUAGAGUCAGUGAGCUGUUAGGUCUACUUUUAUUAGAGUUUUGUAAAUUUUUUAUAAUAAAAUUUUGGCCCCAUUUAUGUAAAGAUUUCUAUUUACCAUUUUCCUUUAUUAUUUUGCUGAUCAUAAUUUCAGUAAAUAUGAAUUAUAAUUUUUUAAAAUUACAGGUUAACAGAGAUCCAUUAUCUAGUGAGAUGCAAAGGAUGCGCCAACAGCUCGAAUAUUUGCAGGCAGAGUUGAUUUGUGCUCGUGGGAUGGGCUCUUCACGUGAUGAGAUCCAGGUAAUCCCAAUAUGUAUUAUUUAGGGACGUUUAUGUCAUUUUUUGAGGAAUUUUCUUGUAUUAAUACACCUAUGACUAGUCAUCAUAUCUCUGUUUUUUUGUUUUCUUUAAAGUAGUUUGCUAUGAUUUUUUGUUUCCAGGCUCUCAAGGAAAAAAUAUUAUGUCUUGAAGUGACAAACGAACAUCUUUCUACUGAACUGCAACUGUAUCGCAGAAGAUGUGCUCUUCUAGAGAAAUCUGGAAGAGCUACUCUCGUAUGUAACUAUUUUUCAUUCUUACUUUGUGACUGUGUUCUAUCUAUCUUUAUUUCCUUAUAAAGUUGAAUUAAAAAAAAUAGCUUCUCAUUGAUCCAAAGAAUGUAGAUUGCCCAUUUUUCCAUUGGAAUAUCGAUGAAACAUUUAAUGAACCAUAAAUUAGGAGUACUAUGCAACCUUUUUUAAUUAUAGCUGCACUCAUAGUCAAUGACUUAUCAUUCUAUUAUAGCGCCAGUUCUAGUUUUCAGCAUGUGAUGGAUUAUAUUGAAUCAUUUGGUGCAUUCAGUUUUUCGUUUAUUUUAACGGUAAACAAUAAGUUGAUAUUAUACAAUAUAGAAUAUUAUUAAUGAGAUCCUUUGUGCCAUAAUAUUCUGGGACUUUAUUCUGCAAUUAAAUGGUUCUUGUUUAUUCAGGAAGAUGGGACCUGUGUUGAGAAAGCAGAAGGGACUAAAAGAAGCUUACGUAACAUUGAUUCAUUUGAUUAUCAUGUGGAUGCAAUCACCAAAGGUAUCUCCUUGACACUCUACUCGUCAACAGAAUUUUGUAUCAUAUAAUAAAGCUUGUCACAAGGCAUGUGAUCUAGGACAUGUUUUUCAUAUGAAUGUUUUCUAUUUCAGUAGGCAACAGUGAGAAGGAAAUUCCUGAAGUAGUAGAAAAAGAGUGGGAGCAUACACUUCUCCAAGACACGAUGGGAAAGGAACUAAACGAAUUAAAUAGACUCCUAGAGCAAAAGGAGGUACAGCUUAAAAACUUCAUGCGAUCAUUUUUUAUGAUAUAUUUUAAAACCAGAUUUACCUAGAAAAGGAGUCCGUGGAGAGAUAUAUGUUUCUAUGGCUCGUGGAGAGAAUGGGUCGUUAUUCAGCAUGAUAAAUGCUGUCCAAAAUGGUUUAUUAUUAUGUUAGCUCUGAAUUAUAUCUUCAUGACAUGAACUGGUGCCUCUGUUGAUUCUUUUGAAAAAUUUCCUAAUAAACGAAGGAAUCCAGUGGUGUUUCCAAUCCAUGCCAAAGAAAUGGUCUACGAAAGUCAUCCUUACCAUUGCCAAACUCAAGAUUUAAUGUGCAUAUUAUUUUAUUCGUAUGGAUCACCGUCUUUUUGAGAGAAAAAAAUAAAUAAGUAUUUUAUUCAUCAUGGUCUAGGUACUUUUGUCGAAUAUCUAUUUUAGAAAAUUCCGAUAUCUUGUGAAAAAUGGAUCGAUUUUAAGUCUCACUCAUAAGUAUGGUUUACAAAAGAAUGUGAAGAUCAAUUACGUACUAAAACUAAUAGUAAAAGCAUGGAAGCUUGCAUUAUAUCAAAGUUAACAUAGAGUAAAUAUUAUCUUAUGAUAAAGUUCAAUGAAAGUGAAAUCAUUGUGUGCAGAAGAUGACAAUGACUAAUCCUCGCAAUUUUAUUUAGUUUUCUAUGAAUUUGUGCCUAAUGAAAUUUUCUCAUCACAGCUUACUUAAAUGGUCUGAUUUUCGUUUAUUUGACUAGAAGUAUUAUCAUAAGAUACUAUGACGAAGUGAUUUUGUGAAUUUUGGAAAUUUUUAACCUUAAAAACAUUGAAUAUUAUGAAUUUACGGAACGAAAGCCAAACAUACCUCCUUUUCUUCUUUUUUAUUCUCAACCUCUCAUCAGCUGCAUUGUGGCCCCAAGUAUGCAUCAUGAUGUGGAUAAAGUCUUAAACACCAGAUGGAGGAUUCCUAGAUAGAAUGCUGAAUCUCCUACUUUCAUUCCUUUAUGUAGCAAGAGAUUAAAUCAUUUGAAGGGGUCAGCACGUUUGCUCUAAAGCAGCAUUUUGGAAAGAAGCUUUUGGAGCUUGAGGAAGAGAAAAAGAUUCUUCAGGUUUUCUUUCAUUUAGUGUUAUCCUCGUAUGUAUUACUUUAUUGUCAUUAUCUCAUUCCUUGUAUUAUGUAAAACUCUCAGAAAGAGAGAGAUAGGUUAUCUGCUGAAGUUGAGAACCUUGCUACUAUGUCUGGAGCGCAAGCACAGAGAGACAUCCACUCGCAGAAACUGAAAUAUCUGGAAGCACAGGUUGAAAUCUGGAGUUCAAAAUCUUCUGAGUUUUAUGCAUGCAUAUUUCAAAACUGGAUGACAACUCCUUAUUUCUUUCACCAGAUUUUGGAUCUUAAAAGGAAACAAGAAAGCCAGGUUCAGCUUUUGAAGCAAAAGCAGAAGAGUGAUGAUGCUGCAAGAAAGCUUCAGGAGGAAAUUCUGUCUAUAAAAGUGCAGAAGGUUGGUUUCCGCAAUUCAACUGUUCCUCAUUUGUUCAUCUCUUCGUUAGUAUUAUCAUUACCCAUUUUCCCUGCUGUUCAUGACACAGGUGCAAUUACAACAGAAGAUAAAACAUGAAGCGGAGCAAUUCAGGCUAUGGAAGGCUUCUCAAGAAAAAGAAAUCAUGCAGGUAACUCUGUUCCGGGCAUUUAGCAUGAGUGCAUAACGAGGCACAUCACAUUAGAUCUCUGUUUCUCAGUCAGAAAAAAAUACAGUAGCCAUAUAACUACUCGUAGAAAGAAUGUGGUUAUGCCAAUCUAUCAACUACUGUUCCCGAUUGAAUUACUUCCUGGUAUAAGCACUGCAUGAGGUCUCAUCUAGUUCUAAAUAAUAGUGGAUAUCUUGAAUACGAAGUUGGCAUACGUUUUGUCCAAGGCCCCGUAAUUGUGACUUGAUUAUUUUCACGUUCACUUCUAGCUGUCCUGUGAAAGUUUAUACCUCACCGAAUUUGUUGCAUUUAUUGGAGACGUUGUGUCAGCCAAGAAUGUACCAUUUUUUUUCCACUCAUUUUUACUAUGCAAUGAGUACAAAGCAGACCAUGCUAUCAUGAAAUUUAAAUAUAUUCUAAUAAUAUCCCCUGAAAAUAAUGUAGGCGUAUAAUUUUCUUGUAUUAUCCUUUUUCAAAUACAUAGAAAUAUUUACCUUGAUUUUGAACUUACUUUUUUGAACAGUUACGAAAAGAGGGAAGGAGAAAUGAGUAUGAGCGUCAUAAAUUGCUAGCAUUAAAUCAGCGUCAACAACUGGUAUUCUUCCUGCAUUCAAUUUAGCCUUCUCUACCUGUGGGUUGGUCUUUAUUCUUUUGCGCAUAUACAUUCGAAUCGGAUGUAUCAUAAAUAUGUUCUUCCAAUUCGACUUUCCUUCUGAUAGGAAAUUCUGUGUCCCCUACUUCUGUACUUUCAUCAAUGUUAGAAAGUUUUUCUUUUUUUCUCCGUAAAUGAGAUACCAGUAGUUCUGUACUGUCCCGUAGUUUUUCUUUUUUUCUCCGUAAAUCCUUUAUGUAUUAUUGUUGAAUUUCUCUGAAUACCACUACUCAUGCAUUGUAUGAUAUCAUUGGUUUCAUAGUUGAUUUUUUCUCCCAGUUGGAGUAAGGUUUAGAGUCUUUUCUCGGUUAGGUUCUUCAGAGGAAGACGGAAGAGGCUGCAAUAGCUACCAGGAGGUUGAAGGAGCUAUUAGAAACUCGUAAGACCUCACGUGAAAUUGCUGGUAAGUUUUUGUUUCAUCAUUGUUCUUACAAGGCGAAAUAUCGAGAUCUGAAAUUUGUCUUAUCCUCCUCAGGGAUUCCAAAUGGGCAUUCUCACGGCAGUCAGGUAGCAAGCUCGUUUCUGGCUACAUCUAUGAAUUAAGAGUAUCAACACCGCUUACUAAAACUCCGAAAUAAACUUCUCAAGCUUUUUAUCGAAUAACAGGCCAACGAAAAUUCCUUGCAACAGUGGGUAGAUCACGACCUUGAGGUCGUGGUGAAUGUUCAUGAAGUUAGGAAUGAAUAUGUGAAACAAAAGCUUGUGUAAGUGUAUAGGUGGUUCCUCGUAUUAGCAACUUCUGUCUUGUUUUAAAUGCUCAUCGUUCUUUUCCUUCCAGACAAGUUGGACUGGCCGAAGAACUAGCCUUACUUAAGGAAGGGAUGGAAAUGAUUUCCAAGGGUCUUAGUCCUCCAAGGGGAAAGAACGGAUACUCUAGGUAAAAUUCAAAAAUAGAUAUUCAUUUAAUCCUCCUCGAAAAUUUUAUAAGAAUUUCAUCAAUCAUUGCGAUAUGCCAUCUUACUUUACAAACCUGCCCGUUGCCGUGUUAUUAAAAUUUGUAUUGUCAGGGUAUCCUCCAUGUCACCGGAUCCAAGACUGUCUAGAAUAGCAUCGCUAGAGAACAUGAUGACCAUUUCAUCGAAUACCCUUUUGGCAAUGUCAUCACAACUUUCUGAGGCGGAAGAACGCGAACGUGCUUUUGCUGGUCGUGGACGAUGGAGCCAGUUGCGAUCAAUGGCUGAUGCCAAGAACUUGCUUCAAUACUUGUUUAAGAUUGCCACAGAAGCAAGGUCAACUUUUGGGGCAAAUAUUACUCCCUUUCUGUGUUAUUUUCGGUUUUUGUGGUAUCUGAUUUCUUCAUUGAACUUAUAAAUUCGAAAGAUUAAAAAGCUUGAUAUUACCUUCAUUUUCUUUCUUUCUUCCCUGAUUUCCUAUCCAACUGCUUAUAAAAGGGCGAUGCUGAAGAAAAAUAAACGUUUGUUAUGUGGUUCUCAUUAGGAUUCUGAUAUCGAUUCAGAGCAACUAGUGUGUAACUGUUUAUAAAACCUACACCUUGAAUCAUGUGUUACAUACUAUCAGUAAAUGGAAUGAAAGGACCAGUGCUCAUACUUUUCUUCAGUAGAGAAGAUCUGUAAGAUUACAUGAAGUCUUUUUUAGUUUACAGAGUUUUUGGUCCAGUUUCUAGUUGGAAAUCAACGUAAUGUACUUAUUUUCCUUUAUCCACCUGUAUUUCUAUAGAUGCCAUCUGAAGGAGAAAGAAGCAGAGAUCGAGGAGUACAAAGAGCAACUGAAAGAACUUGUUAGCCUUCUCCAACUUAGUGAAGCUCGAAGAAAAGAAAUCCUGAAACAACAAAAAUUGAGAGAGCAAACUGUUUCCGUUGCUCUGGGCACGCCAGCAGCUAUGGUAUGUAGUCUAACUGGUGCAGAGUGUCAUAUCUGCAGAUAUCUUCCAUAACAGCGUGAAAUCAGUGUUUUUUUUUUGUUGACCUCACUUUAAAUCAUCCUAACAGCAACAUCUCACUUUGGAGCCGAGGACAUAAAAUUGGGGCAUUCUUAUACUAAUCAAACCUUUGUAUAAUGCCUGAAAUUUCUUGAAAUGUACAUGACAUUCUUUGCAUACAAAAAAUGAGUUCGUCCGUUAGAAACAAAGUUUCCAUUCAGGAGUGGUUCAAAAAAUUGGCCUGAUGGAAAACUUUCGUAAAAUGUUCCUUGCAACAAUGUUUGACCUCCACAGGGCAACUCGCAAAAUGCACACAAACAUGGAGUGGACGAUACCAGUGCACCAAUUUCUCCAGUGGCACUUCCGGCACAUAAGCAACUUAAAUACACCCCCGGAAUCGUUAAUGGCCCAUGCAGAGAAGCCAUGGGAUCCACCAACACCCUUCAGAAGGUUUUUUUUUAUCCCGGAUCUCUCACCCACCGAUCCUCCGGCUUCAUUGAUAUCUCAUGCUACAAGAUUGCCUUCUGUGGACGCCAGAUGCAGCCAGGUGGGCAGCUAUCAUUGGGAAAGAAGGUGGCGAUGGUGGGGAGAGCUGGAAAACUCUGGAGAUGGAGGAGAAGCCACCAUCGGUGGCUGCUAGAGUUUAAGUGGAAGUGGCAAAAGCCCUGGAGGUUUUCUGAACUGAUUAGGCACAGUGAUCAGAUGAUCACCAGGGCAAGGCCCCAUCCUUCACGUUGCCUCCCUCAGAUGAGUUGA
Messenger RNA from Spirodela intermedia, 13292 nucleotides. The record is from the annotation of a GenBank genome assembly. Lineage: Eukaryota; Viridiplantae; Streptophyta; Magnoliopsida; Alismatales; Araceae.